Gekko japonicus is the source of this 1344-nucleotide messenger RNA. RefSeq names its product CST complex subunit CTC1-like. Lineage: Eukaryota; Metazoa; Chordata; Lepidosauria; Squamata; Gekkonidae. The record is from RefSeq and is a predicted model, not a curated record. Gene Ontology annotation, molecular function: single-stranded DNA binding; telomeric repeat DNA binding. Gene Ontology annotation, cellular component: CST complex. Bases 1 to 1344 code for a protein of 447 amino acids. Gene Ontology annotation, biological process: positive regulation of DNA replication; telomere maintenance via telomere lengthening. The transcript has 6 exons.
AUGAAAGUCUAUGCGGGGGCCAUAGAGACUUUGCCGUCGAACGAUGGACGCCAGGCGGCGCCGUUCUACCCCUCGGCAUCUCUAUGGCCCGCCUCAGGCCCUCGCCAGCUGCCCCCUUUCCCGCGCUUUCCCGCGCUGAGGCAAAUGGAGCCGCCUCCGUCGCCUCCUUCUCCCGCGGAGGGCAAUGGCGUCCCUCGCGGCUCCCCCCGCUCGGCCCUGGAGCGGCAGUGGCUGCGGGAAGCGCGCGACUUCGUCCGCCGGGCGCUCCUCGGCAGCGGCCGGAGCGAGGGGCGGGCGGCGGAGGAGGAGGACCCCGUCGUCACCAUCUGGCGGCCCUUGAGCCGCGCGCUGAGCCAGGGCGGGGGACCCGAAGGGCUGCCGCUGGGCUACCGCCUUAUCUCCGUCUCAGAACUUCAGUCCCAACAGCAUCAGCCGUGCUUUAGUCACUUGACCUGGAGCAGCGACGAAUUCAGGAAAUGGGCUUGUGACGGCAAAGGCCUCUUUCCCGGCCAGGAAGUUUUGCAACGAGCUCACUUGAUACUUGUUGGUUACUUGACAGACGGGGGGAAGGACGGAGCAACAGAUGGUAGUUUGUACGUACGAGACAGCACUGGCGUGCUGCCCUGUGAGGUUCUGCAUUUUAAACUCGAAUGGCUAGAAACUCUUCUGCUGUUCCCCAGUUGGACGUACAUCCCCCAAAAGAGCCCGAACAGAACUGGAUACUUGGAGAUCCUAGCAGAUCCAGUCCAAGUGAUGCCGGGGCCAGAGAAGAGGAUCAAUAUCCCCCCUGUCCUUGAUUCGGGGCAAGCUGCAUUGCUCCUCAGUGCCAGGGCUGAGUGUAAGAAGGUGGCAGAGCUGAACGUGGCGGGGGAGCUCUCCAGGCUCAGCACAGUCCUUUGCAUCCAUCAGAAAGUCUUCUUCUUCCUCUUCUUGAAGAGCUUCAGGUCCGACGCUUGCAUCCCAGUCCUGGUGCAGUCUCCCCACUUGGCUUGGCAUUGUGUUCUACAGCUGGAGCAAGGGUAUGUGGUGACUGCUCUGAAAAUGUCUUCCCUCAAAGCUUCGGGAUUGAGAGUGUUUGUCACCAGCUCUUCCUCGCAUCUUUUACCAUACCAUGCGGAGCAUGUGACCGAGGAAUUUAUGGACAGUUCUUCAGAGGGAAGUGCAGUUUUGUCUGCUUCCCCAGUCACCUGCACGCCACUCAGCAGUUCCUUGGAGCUGGGAGAGGAAGUCAAGAUGCUGGUUCCGGAAGUCCAAGGUGAUCUUUUAUGCGCAGCAGUUGAAUUCUGGCCGCGGGCUCCGACCGGGCGCGUGUGUGGAGGUGAGGAGGUGGGUAGAAGGCGUUGA